ACAAACCCAAUCUACAGUCACUGGGUCCUGAUUGUGACAGUGGAGCCCAGUUUGCACUGCAGGAUCCAGAGAUGAAGCUGGAAGACUGCAGUCAAACACUGGAGCUGAAUGUCAACAUUAAAGAUGAAGAAGAGGAGGAGAAGAUUGGGGAAUCUGUUUAUGAUGGAGACCAUGUUGAGACAUUCUCUACAUCCAGAGAGCAACAGCAGGAAGAUCACAGAGCUAAGAGGUCUCACCACUGCCCACAUUGUGAGGAGAUUUUCCCAAUUCUAUCAAAACUAGAAAUACACCUAAAAAUACACACAGGAGAGAAUCUGUAUUCCUGCACUGACUGUGGGAAGAGUUUCACAACAUCACAGGCUCUGACAGUUCAUCUGCGAGUCCACACUGGAGAAAAACCUUACUCCUGCUCUGACUGUGGGGAGAGUUUCUCUCAACAGAGCAGCUUAAAAACACACCAACGUAUACACACAGGAGAGAAGCCUUACUCAUGCUCUGACUGUGGGAAGAGUUUCUCCGUAUCCAGCAACUUAAAAACACACCUAAAAAUACACGCUGGGGAGAAGCCUUACUUCUGCUCUGACUGUGGGGCGAGUUUCUCUCAACAGAGCCACUUACGAACCCACCAACAUAUACAUACAGGAAAGAAGCAUUACUUAUGCUCUGACUGCGGAAAAUGCUUCAUAACAUCAGCUGAGUUAAGAGUUCACCAGAGAACACACACAGGAGAGAAACCUUACUGCUGCUCUGACUGUGGGAAAAGUUUCUCUCAACAGAGCAACUUAAAAUGUCACCAGCGAAUACACACGGGAGAGAAGCCUUAUUCCUGCUCUGAUUGUGGGAGGAGUUUCACCCAUUUGGAUAUAUUAAAAUGUCACCAGCGAAUACACACAGGAGAGAAGCCUUACUCUUGCUCUGUCUGUGGGAAGAGUUUCUCCCAACAGGGCAACUUAAAAACACACCAACGUAUACAUAAAGGAGAGAAGCCUUACUCCUGUUCUGACUGUGGAAAAUGCUUCACAACAUCAACUGAGCUAAAAGUUCAUCGGAGAACACACACAGGAGAGAAGCCUUACUGCUGUUCUGAAUGUGGGAAGAGUUUCUCCCGAUUGGCUACCUUAAAAACACAUCAAUGUAUACAUAAAGGAGAGAAGCCUCAUCACUUCUCUCAGACCAACUAAGAUUAAAGUCACUCCAUCGAUUAAUCCUCAUCUCGUAAAAGAAGUGGCAACAGUGAAUUGGAUCAAGAAGAAAGCAUAGAACACUAUUGUAAUCCUAUUGUUUCUCAAUG
This is a messenger RNA of Oncorhynchus gorbuscha (pink salmon), 1291 nucleotides long. Its product is annotated as gastrula zinc finger protein XlCGF17.1-like. The record is from RefSeq and is a predicted model, not a curated record. Bases 72 to 1181 code for a protein of 369 amino acids. Gene Ontology annotation, cellular component: chromosome. Gene Ontology annotation, molecular function: chromatin insulator sequence binding. The transcript is spliced from 2 exons. Lineage: Eukaryota; Metazoa; Chordata; Actinopteri; Salmoniformes; Salmonidae. Gene Ontology annotation, biological process: regulation of transcription by RNA polymerase II.